Messenger RNA from Peromyscus californicus insignis, 723 nucleotides. RefSeq names its product clarin 3 (gene Clrn3). NCBI's taxonomy places the organism in Eukaryota, Metazoa, Chordata, Mammalia, Rodentia, Cricetidae. Bases 1 to 681 code for a protein of 226 amino acids. The transcript has 3 exons. The record is from RefSeq and is a predicted model, not a curated record.
AUGCCGACCACACAGAAGACAUUGUUGUUCCUAUCUGGCUUUGUCACAAGCCUUGGCUCCGUUGUUGUCAUCUGCUCGAUCCUGGGGACACAGGCAUGGGUCACUAGCACUAUUUUCUUCACAGACGCUAUUUCCAAUGGGACCAUUGUCAUCACCUACGGCCUCUUCCGUGGUACGAGUGCUCAAGAUUUGAAUGAAGGCCUUCAAGAUCUGGAUAAAAACUUUGAGGUUUUAGGGAUAUUGGGCAAUUCUUCCCAGAAGUCUCUGCAUUUGGUGGCCAUCAUAUUCCUGAUCCUGAGUCUGGGAGCUUCCGUCCUGAGCUCAGUGUUCACCUUCUACAACAGCAUCAGCAACCCUUACCAGACAUUCCUGGGACCUAUGGGCGUCUACACCUGGAAUGGACUCAGUGCAUCCUUUGUGUUCCUGACCAUGUUACUGUUCGUGGGGAAUACAGAGUCCAACCAUCUCUCAGAAGAGCUGUCCCAGAAGCUUUACCCAGACACCGUCAACGAGAGAACAACCCACACUUACGGAUACUCAUUUUGGCUCAUUCUGCUUGUCAUCCUUCUGAAUAUUGUCACUGUGGUCAUCAUCAUUUUCUAUCAGAAGGCCCGAUACCAGCAGAAGCAGGAGCAGAGAAAGCCGGUGGAAUAUGCUCCCAGGGACGGCAUUUUAUUCUGAGUCUCGUCUGGCAUCACAUUCGCACUGUCUCUGCCAGUAGUA